GGCGCGCGGCGACGCGGCGCGCGGCGCGGUGCACGCUGGGAUAUUUGAGUCUUCUCCGCGGCGCGGAGCCGCGAUGUCUCCGCCGGCUUCGGCGGCUGGAGGAGGUGACCGGCGGCGGCCGUUAGCGAGUGUCAGGGACGGCUGGGGCCGGGGUUGGGGCUGCGGCGGGCCGGCUGGGGCGGCGCUUCUCGUCCUGUCGCUGCUCGGCCUCGUGCUGUACCUGGUGCCGGCGGCGGCUGCGCUGGCCUGGCUGGCUGUGGGGGCUACCGCGGCCUGGUGGGGACUGAGCCGCGAACCCCGGGGUUCGCGCGCCUUCUCGCUGGUUCGGAACGCCAGGCGUCAGCGAACACUGCUCGCCUCGCCUCCGGCCAAGUCGGCAGUAAACGGAAAUCUUCUAGAGCCGCGGAGCCUGCUGGAAGGACCCGACCCCGCUGAACUGCUCCUCUUGGGCAGUUACCUGGGCAAGCCUGGCCCCCCGCAGCCUGCCCCCGCCCCGGAGAGCAGGGACCUGCGGGAGAGGCCGGGCCGACGCCCACCCGCCCGCACCGCGCCGCCCGCUCAGUCGGCGCAUCCCCGUGGCGUUCAAGUUCACCCCUUCCUCCCCACUCCUCUUCUCCGAUCCUCUAGGAGGCCUUCCCACCGGGAUUGUGGGACUUUAUCACAUCGGUUUGUAAUAACACCUCGAAGAAGAUAUCCAAUUCAACAGACCCAAUAUUCCUUGCUGGGGGUGCUUCCCACUGUAUGCUGGAAUGGUUAUCACAAGAAGACUGUGCUGUCUGCUCGUAAUUCCAAAAUGGUGUGCAGUCCAGUGACAGUGAGGAUUGCUCCUCCAGAUAGCAAACUGACUCGUUCUCCGAUACGAGAGCAAGUUAUCAACUCAACACUGUCCUCACCAUCAACUAGUGCCCCAGACCCAUGUGCAAAGGAGACCGUACUGAAUGCCCUCAAAGAGAGGAAGAAAAGGACAGUGGAGGAGGAAGACCAAAUAUUUGCUGAUGGCCAGGAAAAUAAAAGAAGGCGCCAUGAUAGCAGUGGGAGCGGACAUUCAGCAUUUGAGCCCCUGGUGGCCAAUGGAGUCCCUGCUUCUUUUGUGCCUAAGCCUGGGUCUCUGAAGAGAGGUCUCAAUUCCCAGAGCUCAGAUGAUCACUCGAAUAAGAGAUCCCGCACCUCUUCUAUGAGCUCCUUGACAAGCACGUACACAGGUGGCAUCCCUAGCUCCAGCCGCAAUGCCAUUACCAGUUCCUACAGUUCUACUCGAGGUCUCUCUCAGCUGUGGAAGAGGAGUGGUCCCAGUUCAUCUCCCUUCUCUAGCCCAGCCUCAUCCCGCUCCCAGACACCAGAGAGGCCAGCAAAGAAAAUAAGAGAAGAGGAGCUUUCUCAUCAUUCUAGUUCUUCAACUCCAUUGGUAACAGACAAGGAGUCCCAGGGAGAAAAGGUUGCAGAUAAAACCACAUGGAAGAAACAAAACUCGUGGAAUUCCCCAUCAACACCUGGCAGCUCUGGGCAGCGUAAACGGAAGGUUCAGUUGCUGCCCUCCAGGCGAGGGGACCAGCUGACCUUGCCUCCACCUCCCCAGCUUGGUUAUUCAAUCACUGCUGAAGACUUAGACUUGGAAAAGAAAGCUUCUUUACAGUGGUUUAACAAGGUCUUGGAGGAUAAGACCGAUGCUGCCUCAGACUCUGUCACGGAGAACGCACCUACCAGUCAGUCUUCUUUCACUUUUACCCUGCCUGCUGCUGGGACUGCUUCAUCCCCAACCUCCCUCCCAGCCCCAAGCACGAACCCACUGCUGGAGAGCUUGAAGAAGAUGCAGAAUUCCCCGGGCCUACCAUCCCUCCCCGAAUCUGCUGGCGUGGCAACCACUGUGGCCCAUUCGCCUCCGAAGACACCCAGCCCUCUGGCCCCUCCGGGCUCUUCAGAGUCAGCACCCCUUCCAGGCACCUCCUCAGACUCCAAAUCCACCACCACUUUCUUGGGACUGACCCCUGCUUCUUCCCCAGGACCAGUCACUGACGCCACCAAGUCACCUCCAGACCCUCAGGCUGAGACAUCUGCCAAAUCCCAAGCCCCGUCCGCCCCGUCUCCCAGCCCCAAGCAGAGUAUUCUGUUUGGAAUGCUGAGCACCCCACCUGCUAAGCCUCCUGCCUCUGUGGCCCCUGCUGUGUCUUCAGCAUCUCCCAUGUUCAAGCCCAUUUUUGUGGUCCCACCUAAAAGCGAGAAUGAGGGCCCCUUGCCCUCUGGCCCUUCCAAGGUCACAGCCGCAGCAUCUUCCAGCUCAGCCAUCCCCACGACGACCAGCAGCCCACCCCUCACUUUCAAGCCUAUCUUUAGCAACAUGGGGCCGCCUGCAUCCAUGCCCAUGUUAACACCCUUCUCCUUCAAGCAAACAGCUACUCCAGCCACUAGCACGAGCGCCCCUCUCUUCAGCGGCCAGGCCAGCGCCACCUCCGCAGUGGUGUCCAUGACCACAGCCAGCACCUCCGCGGACUCCGCUCCGAAGCCCGCGUUCAGCUUCGGUGUGUGCACCGUGACCAGCACCCUGGGCAGCGUGACUAGCACCACCACUUCCGCCUCCCAGCCCUUCCUCUUUGGGACUCCCCCUGCUUCCGGUGCCAGCUUCACCCCCGCCGUGGGCCCCAUAUUCCAAUUUGGCAAGCCUCCCGCCAUGCCCGCUUCAACAGCAGUCGCCACCUUUGGCCAGUCCCUUCCCAGUGCCGCCCAGACAGCCCCCAGCAGCAGCAGCAGCAGCACGUCCAGCUUCAGUGGCUUUGGCGGCACCCUCACCGCCUCAGCCCCGGUCACCGGCAGCCAGCCCACGCUGACGUUCAGUAGCACCACCGCCCCAGCGUUCAACAUUCCCUUCGGCUCGAGCGCCAAGCCGCCUCUCCCGUCCUACCCAGGAGCCAACCCCCAACCCGCCUUCAGGGCUGUGGAGGGGCAGCAGCAGGGGGCUGCCAAGUCGGCGCUCGUCCCCAGCUUCGGCAGCUCUUUCACUUUUGGAAACUCUGCAGCCCCGGCCCCGACUGCGGCCCCAGCACCAACCCCGGCCCAGCCAGCCUUUGGCGGCACCGCGCAGUCGGCCUUCAGUGGUCUGAAGGCCACGGCCUCUGCCUUCGGCACCCCUGCCAGCACCCAGCCAGCCUUUGGCGGCACCACAGCUGCCUUCUCCUUCGGUGCAGCCACCACCUCUGGCUUUGGCGCUACAACCCAGACCGCCAGCAGUGGGACCAGUAGCUCAGUGUUUGGCAGCACGACACCAUCACCCUUCACGUUUGGGGGAUCGGCAGCCCCAGCCGGCGGCGGGGGCUUUGGGAUCAGUGCGGCCACCCCAGGCACCAGCUCUGCCUCUGGAGCGUUCGGCUUUGGAGCAGGACAGAGUGGGACCACUGGCAGCACGACCCCUUUCGGGGGAGGCUUGAGUCAGAACAGCUUGGGCGCGCCCAGCCAGAGCACACCCUUUGCCUUCAACGUGGCCAGCACGCCGGACAGCAAACCUGUGUUUGGAGGCACCUCCACACCCGCCUUUGGUCAGAACACCCCUGCCCCUGGGGUGGGCGCAUCAGGCAGCAGCCUCUCCUUUGGGGCGUCCUCAACACCCGCCCAAGGCUUUGUCGGAGUUGGACCUUUCGGAUCGGCGACCCCCUCCUUUUCCAUUGGUGCGGGAUCCAAGACCCCAGGGGCUCGACAGCGACUGCAGGCCCGAAGGCAGCACACCCGCAAGAAAUAGUGUUUGCCCCUGCCCCCCACACCCCCGCCACCCUUGCCCAA
Molecule: messenger RNA, 3768 nt
Organism: Balaenoptera acutorostrata (minke whale)
Lineage: Eukaryota; Metazoa; Chordata; Mammalia; Artiodactyla; Balaenopteridae
Gene: POM121C
Product: POM121 transmembrane nucleoporin C
Exons: 13
Coding region: 74-3727 (1217 amino acids)
Biological process (GO): protein import into nucleus; RNA export from nucleus
Cellular component (GO): nuclear pore
Molecular function (GO): structural constituent of nuclear pore
Source: RefSeq, a predicted model, not a curated record